Ipomoea nil (Japanese morning glory) is the source of this 1692-nucleotide messenger RNA. RefSeq lists its product as uncharacterized. Bases 291 to 1571 code for a protein of 426 amino acids. Lineage: Eukaryota; Viridiplantae; Streptophyta; Magnoliopsida; Solanales; Convolvulaceae. The record is from RefSeq and is a predicted model, not a curated record. The transcript has 6 exons.
CCUUGUAUAGUUUCGCGGCAUUUUUUUGUAGCGUCAAAUACGGCAAUGGCGUUUUGAGUUUUGACUAGUGCAUUAAUUCUGCUCUCUGAUCGAACCAAACCGUCACCCAUUUCCGUGACCACUUCAUCUUCUCGCCAAUCCUAGGGUUUACCGUCUCAGGUUCCAAAUGAUACUUACACUGAUAAUGGGUGUUGAUUGAGCUUUGAAGUUCCUUGGAAUACGAAAUACUUGGAAAAUCAGGAGAGAAUUGAUAAGUUGAAUUGAACCAACUUGGGGAAUAUUGUUUCGGGAUGAACGUCGUCAAAGUGAUUAAGUUCUGGAAAGCACGCAAAUCAAAUCAAAGGAAGGGUGUAAGGGAAGAGCUUAAGAAUGAGAGUAGUCGAGAAUUGGUUAAAUCAGCCUGGGCAGGUUUUGACAGUACCGAAGUGGAUGAUGACAAUGAAUUUAUCAACAAUGAAUUGAAGGGCAGACUGAAGGAACAUAGAGGAAACAACUCCAUGAUGCCGAUUCCCAAGGAGAUGUCUCCAGAGGACGGGGUUGAAAAAAUUGGCGAUUAUGAAGUACAAGAAGAGGGGGAGGAAAACAUUAAUGAAUGGGGGGAUUUAGAAGCUGGGAAGCUAUUCUGUGCUGGAUUUGAUGCUGUAUACGACAAAUACUGUGAGCGGAUGCUGUUCUUUGAUCAUCUACAAGUCCAACAGCUGCACGAAUUGGGUUCUUACUUUCCUUCAACUCCAUCUCCAUCUCCAUCUCGGAAAUCUACAUAUAAAAAGCUUGUGUCUACCUUUCAACAUCUUUCUUUGAAGAAAAUGGAUAAUGAACCUAAAGAUGAAACUGAACACUUGCACCGCCCAGGAUCCAAUCCUUAUCAGGAUCUUGAAACAGCUUAUGUAGCUCACGUUUGCUUGACAUGGGAGAUAAUUCACUGCCAGUAUACACAAUUGAUCCAGAAAAUAUCUUCCCAACCUGAAAGUUCCACCACCUACAACCACUGCUCCCAGCAGUUUCAGCAGUUCCAGGUUCUGUUACAAAGAUUUAUUGAAAAUGAGCCAUACGAGCAAGGUUUGAGGCCAGAAAUUUAUGCUCGUAUGAGGAGUUCCUUGCCCAUACUUCAGGUCCCCAAAAUACAAGGUUCCAUUAAGAGAAAGAUGGAAGAGGAGUUGGUGGUUCUAGCCCCCGAUCUAAUUAAAAUAAUUGAAAGCUCAAUCUCGACCUUUCAUCUAUUUCUGAAUGUGGAAAAGAAAAAAUCAGGCGGUGCCAGUAAUCUUGUAGGAGUUGAGAACAGGACAUCCACACCACUGGAACAUAUUCAAUCUUCUCUUGGGGAAAAAGCGAUUAAACUGAAGUAUCAAUGGAAGAAAAAAAAGAACUGGAAAAGGAAGUCCCGGAGUUGCACACCAGCAGAUGCAGACUUAUUGCUCGGGCUAAUGGAUGUCGAAAUCAUGGAAAGGCUUUUAAGAAUGGAUAAAAUUACCAAGGAACAGUUAUUCUGGUGUGAAGAGAAGAUGAAAAAACUAGAUCUAUCGAGGGGCAAGUUGCAGAGGGAUCCCUCACCCCUCUUGUUUCCUUGUUAGCUCCUCCUAACAAAUGUGGAUUAGGUAUACAGUUCUUUUACCUCUUAUGGGUUACUUUUCAAAGUUAAAAUUAUAUUCUUAUGAAAAAUACUAUGUGUACUCCCAACUUUUACUCCCACAC